UGCAGUUAAAUAAUCCUAUACCAUAUGAGGGUGUGGCGAUACGGAAAAAAAAUCCAUACAGUCUCUUCAAAAUGGGCGGAAACCAAUGAGGAAUUAGAAGGAACUUGUAUAAAACGCGAGAGAGAGGAGCGGAAGUGAAAAAAAGAAGGGGGAAAUAAACUUAAAACUCAUAGGUAAACCAAGAGGAUAACAUGCUACCUGAAGGCCGGGCGCUGCCAGUUGUUCCUGGAUUAUUCUGUGCGCUAACGAGGCGCGAUCGCCAAGUGACGGAGAAAUUGAGCUCUGCACCUUUCGCCUGCCUGGUGCAACCUAACUCCAGCCUGUCUCACCUGCCACAGAUUGGUUUUCUAGCUGUUUUGGUGUUUGGUGCAACAAGAGCCUUGAUUUGUUGGAUCUACCUUGAACUGACAGGUAGUGCGAGUGGAGUUCAAUUCUCUGGCCCUCUUUUCCAAGAACAAACAUGUCCAGUGACCCCCCUCCUCCCUACCCAGGGGGCCCCAGUGCACCUCUUCUCGAGGAGAAAAAUGGACAACCUCCUGUUUCAGCAGCCACGUCUUCAGUAGUGACAGGACCUCCACAGAGACAGCCCCUACCUCCCGAAUAUGGACCUCCACCUUAUGAAGCCACAGUACAACCUGGCUUUGUUCCUCCACACGUCCCAGGCGAAGGUGCAAUGCCUAAGCCUAUGGCUAUGCCUAUGCCUAUGCCUCAUCCCCAUGGUGGUUACUACCCCCCCCAUGGGCACUAUCCUCAUCCAAUGGCAGAGCACUACGCUCCAGGGCCCAGUCACUUUGCUCCUGGCCACACAGCCACCGUUAUCACCCCUCCUGGUGCAGCCACUACUGUGACUGUUCUGCAGGGGGAGAUGUUCCAGUCAGCUCCAGUGCAAAUGGUGUGUCCACACUGCCAGCAACCCAUCAUCACCCGCAUCAGCCACGACAUUGGCCUCAUGAAUACCCUUUUCUGUCUCUUCUGCUUCUUUGUCGGUUGCGAUCUAGGCUGUUGCUUGAUCCCCUGUAUGAUUGACGAGCUGAAGGAUGUGACACAUACUUGUCCGAACUGCAAGGGCUAUAUUUACACAUAUAAGCGCAUAUGCUAACAGUUUAUCCAAUAGUCAACAAUCAGGCUGUGACCUCAUUCUAGUGGGUGUUGAUAACCCUUUCAUUUCCAUAUGCUCUGUGUUCAUUUUGCCCAUACCUGACAGCCCAUAGUUUUAGCUAGCUCUGAUUUUAUAUAACUAUUGAUUCUAACACUUAACGUACAGACAACAUUAUAUAUUCACUGAUGACUCUAAAUGAAGCAUAGAAGACAAGCAGUGAUUGAAGAAGGCAUUACGAAUCAGUCAAUUUUAUUUGCACAGUGGUCUGGGCUACAGGGCCUUUUUAUUUAUUAUAGUUUUUUGUGGAUUAGUUUAGAGAAUAUGUAAACAUUGUAACUGUGACAAGCUCACGUGAACAAUUCAGCUAAAUGAAGUUCACUUCAGGGUCAGUAAUGUUUGAAUUGUAGGAGAUAUUUUAACAUAUUACAAUGGAAGUCUUUAAUGGCUGAGUCUGGGACUAACGCUGUAAAGUCCUGGAGUAUUGUUGUUGCUUUUACAUGCAAUUAAACUUUCUCUAUAUUUGGCAUCUUAUGCAAAUGUUAUAGGGGAUAAAUUCUUUCACUUUUGUAUUUGGUUAAUAUAUUUGAUGGUGAGGAUUGUUACACAUUUUUGUGUAGAUUUGUGUAAUUUUAGAUGAAGGGGUUCUAUUGCUAAUGGAUGUGAAUAUCCAUCUCACCCUUCUUGUAAUAAUUAACAGAUAUUAGAUAGGUUUCAUAAAGCUCAUGGUGUAAUAACACCAAGCAGUUCAUGUCAGGGUCAUAUUUGUGAAAUUUGACCAAUACACUUUCACUUUCUUUUUUGAACUUUGAAUCAAAAUUAUCGCAAAGGUGCAUCUUGAACCACUAUACUUAAUGUUUUGUGAUGUCAGGAAACUAUAUGAAAACUGUUUGAGGCUAUAUAUACUGAUAUCUCGUGUCCAGGUCAAUUUACCAGUACUAAAAUGGAAUUGGUGUUAAAACUUGUCUAAAAUUAACAUUUAGUCUUUUAAUUAUCUUUUACUUGUACAUAGUAAAGGUGCUUUCUUCAAAAAGGAGGAUAUUUCUGGUCAGUCUGUUCAAAGCUGCUUUGCUGUUGGAAUUCACCAGCAUGAUGAAUCACGCUGCAUGACAUCACUGUAAUCUUGCAUAGAGAACUAUCGAGCCAUAUGUCAUCUCAGUUCUCUGAGCUCAGCGUGCCACACUGGGCUUCAUAACUCAAAGCAGAUUAACCGUUCGCUUACUGAUAUUGUAUGCAACAGGAUUUAGGGGGUGAUUGUCCUGUUCUUUCCUUUUUUGUGGGUGUGAAAUUGUAAUUUCACUAGAGAGAUUGAUACAUUUUCAUUGUCAUCUCUAACUAUGAGUUGUUUCUUUUGCUACAUUUUGUGGAUCACCCUAAAAAAAUGAAAUCUGAUCUGUGGUCAGUGCCAUCAGCACUUGGCUUAGAAUGAAUGUUCUGAUUGCAAAAUACCAUUUGUAAACAUUACAGUUUGGUCCUGAUGUAAUUUACUGCUGAGAAGUUACAGAAAUCCAAGAUACCACAUCAGCAGUGCUUGGACAUAAUAGCUGAAUAUGGCAUUAAUUUAUACAAUUUUUGUAAGAUGAUGAUAAUGCAGAUAUUCUAAUGUUUCUCUGGUAGACAAUCCGGCAACAUUAUGGUUGUUUAAGUGUCAAACUUUCCGUUUUCCAUUGUAGUGUUCAUCAUAAAUAAACAAUUGUAGCGCUCUCUCUGUAAAUGUGCAUAUAAAUCUACUGUCUUGUUAUAUAUGGUUUCUUUCUCUCGAUCUUUAAUUGACCUCGUUUCAUAGUUUUUGCACCUCUGCCAUAAUAUGCAUACCCAGACAUUACAACUAACUGUAAUUACUUUUGCUAACUUGUUAGGGCUUGGUUUUUAAAGUAUCCAGUACUUAGGAAUCCAAAUCUCCUAUUUGUUUGAUUGAAAAAUUACCUCAUCUCAUCCCAUGAGCCACAACCUGUAUGUAAUAAAGGAUACCUCUUUGCCAUCUACACAUACAUAACUUAAUGGAUGUCUAUUUGAUUAUUGAAAUAAUCUCCUGUCAAUAUGUAUGCAUGUUCAUUGGGUAUACUUGCACAACCCAGGCUGGCUCCCUUUAAUCUAUUAAUCUCUUGACUUCAUAGGUCUGCAGGUAAAUGCUUUAUGAAGUGACUUGAUGCUGUGCCAGACAGAGUAGACGUCAAGCUUGUGUUACAGGAAUGCAGAAUCUGUGAUACAUACAAUGCAGAUACAUGCAUUGAGAUUAGUCUGUGGCACAACACAUGAGUCCAUGCUAAACUGAAGUCUCAAAUGUGUAUGUUAAUCAAAACAUAUGGACUUGUGAUUAUUUGAACAAAUAAAAAGGAA
Xyrauchen texanus (razorback sucker) is the source of this 3436-nucleotide messenger RNA. RefSeq names its product cell death-inducing p53-target protein 1-like. The transcript is spliced from 6 exons. Gene Ontology annotation, biological process: intrinsic apoptotic signaling pathway in response to DNA damage by p53 class mediator; tumor necrosis factor-mediated signaling pathway. Gene Ontology annotation, molecular function: zinc ion binding. Lineage: Eukaryota; Metazoa; Chordata; Actinopteri; Cypriniformes; Catostomidae. The coding region runs from base 461 to 1099 and encodes 212 amino acids. The record is from RefSeq and is a predicted model, not a curated record.